Messenger RNA from Microthlaspi erraticum, 1278 nucleotides. The record is from the annotation of a GenBank genome assembly. Lineage: Eukaryota; Viridiplantae; Streptophyta; Magnoliopsida; Brassicales; Brassicaceae.
AUGGCUUCAAGUUCAACCACCAACAUCUCUUUCAAAGAGUCCGAGUUCGUGAACUCUGUCUCCGGAGAUGAGGAAACCAAAAGGGCUGCUUUCGUUCGCCACAUGGUGAGAUGGCUUUGUACAUUUUCCGGCGAAGACAUCGAGUCGUUUGAGAUUUGUCUCUCCAAACCGAUGGGUUUCGAGACAGAGAUCAUAGCCUUGAUCGAGUUUGUCGUCUCCAGAAAAGUCAAGAACUUUGUUCUCGAUUUCUCUGACCCUUCAUGGACUGCCAUUCAUGAAGCACAAGAAGAAGCAGAAGCGAGUGUGUUUCAGUUGCCGGAAUGCGUUUACAGUGAAGCGACGACUCUCGAGUCGUUGAAGCUAUUCGCUUGCGGCUUUGAUCAAUCGAAGUUUCCGCUACAAGGUUCGUUGAAAAGGCUCUGUUUUGGUUGGACCCAACUCGGAAAGAUCAUGGCUUUGUUGUCAAAGUCUCCUCUCCUUGAAAGCCUGAGCCUUCAUCACUGCUGGAACAUUGAUAUGGAGGAAGCGGUAACGGAAACUCACAAUCCGUUGAGAGAACUGGUUUUCCAGAAUUGUGACUUCGCUACGGAGUACUCUACUCUCGACUUGCCCAACAUCCAGAUCUUCAAGUACACUGGAUCAGUCCAUUGCUUUCAGUUCAUGAGAGUGAAUAGGAUCAUGGAGGAAGUUUAUUUGGAGUUUGAUAAAGAGACAGAACAGGAUGAAGCGACAGCAACGAUUCUGUGCGGUCUCCUUUAUGAUCUUCUGUCGGCAAGGAAGUUAACAGUCUGUCCGUUUCUCAUCCAGGCGAUCAAGCACAGUGAAGAUCCGGUUCGGUUACAAGCAGCGAUGGAAACAAACCAUUUGGUGAUCAGGUCGAGUGUGAAAGAGGAUGAUUUUGUUGGGGUCAGGUUCAUGGUUAAUAGCUGUCCUGAUUUACACACACUCACUUUCGAGCUUGUUCCUCCUGGUCCUGCUGCCUCAACGACCGCUGUUGGAUUCGAUCCAGCAACGUUUUGGUUGUAUGGAAGCAGCCAUGGGUGUUUGAGGAAUACGCUUAAGGUUGUUGAAGUUCGGAACUUUAAUGGAGACACAUACGUGUUUCAAGUUUUGAUGUAUCUGAUGCGGUGGGGUCUUGUGAUGGAGAGGCUUGACUUUUAUUUGCCGAGUGGAGUGGAUGAAGAUCACAAGGCGUGGGCACGUUAUGCAGCGACUAAGGUGAGGAACGAGUUUGCGGCAAGUUCGAAUGUGUUACAGGUUUAUCUACACAACGGUUGA